AUGUUGAUGAUCGAGUCCAUACUGUUCGAACUUGACACCGCCAGGAACAAUGUCGAAGCAGAACCCAAAGUCGAUGUGCAGGAUAUGGCCCUGGUUGUCGUACAUGAUGUUUCCGUUGUGUCUGUCUUUGAUUUCCAGCAGGUAGGUGAUGAUGGAGUAGGCGGCGAGCGACUUGACAAAGUUGUUGCGUGCGCGCUGGAACUCGAUCGAGGUUUCUGGCCCGUGCUGGCUGAUGAAGUACUCGUACAGCCCGUUAACGGCCUCACGGCCGAGCAUGUCUCUGGAGAUCGAGUUUGGCAAGACGUCGAUGAUACCGCACCCGGGAGCCGUGGCUGUGACUCUGUUGGGGAAUACGUACACGUCCAAGCCGGCGUCGAGCCAGAUCGUCCGGAACAGCGAGAUCAGUUGCAACGCAAGCACGUCCUGUCUGCAGUCGUCGCCGACCUUGAAGAUGGCACUCAUGUCCUCGACCUGGUACUCCUUCCCGCCGUCCACGGUCUCGACCUCCUUCUUGAUUUUGAACGUGGCCAUGAACGGAGCCUUGGCGUGCGACUGCAACGGCUUGCCAGAAAGCCGGUUGAUGUCCACCACCUGGCCCUGAGGGUUGCUAGGCAGUUCUUGUUGAACGGAGGAAGAAACAGGUUGAUCGAGUCCGACGGCGAGGCAACCUCCCAGAGCACCACCAGGUGCGAGUUCUUGUUGUUCUCGCCAUCAAGCAGGUACUUGAGCGCGGCGGGGUUGUCGAUCACCUUGAGCGGAUUGCUUUGGACCAGCUGUCUCAUUGGCUUGUCGAACGAGUACGUGCUGUAUCUUUCCACGAGGUUGAUUGCCAGCCGACCGUCAAUAGCAAACGCGUCGGCGAGAAUGCGGUCCGUUGGUCUCGUUUUGCUGUACGAGCCAGUUGUGUCCACAGGGUUUAGUGGAUUUAGCCAGGUGGCCAGGAAACUGAUCUCGUGGUCCAGGAACAGCAGCAGAAUGACCCUCUUCUGUUCUGCCAAAGACUCCUCCGGGUACCGCAGGUCAGACACCAGCUUGGCCACCAUGUUGAGCAGGUUGAAGUCGCUUCUGAUCUUGACCUUGUUGUUGCCGUACGGAGCACGGUGUUUGAUGGUGAACCACGACAAUGCGCCGCUCAGCACGGCAGAAGUCAGGCUGCCCACGUCCGUGGUUCCCAGACUUCUGUGCACCUUCAGCAGCGCCAGACCGAGGUUGAUGAGCUCGAAACGAGUGAGUCUCGAAAACGGAUGCGUGCUGGCAGAAGACAGACUCAGCAGCGCAAUCAGAAUCGUCCGCGUGAACAUCUUGAAGAUGUGCGAGCUCUGGUACCGCGUGGCCUCAAAAUGA
Ogataea philodendri is the source of this 1344-nucleotide messenger RNA. RefSeq lists its product as uncharacterized. NCBI's taxonomy places the organism in Eukaryota, Fungi, Ascomycota, Pichiomycetes, Pichiales, Pichiaceae. Bases 1 to 1344 code for a protein of 447 amino acids. The transcript has 3 exons. The record is from RefSeq and is a predicted model, not a curated record.